GUCAAGUGCGAGCCAAUGAGGUUCGAGGAGUCGUCACGUGAUCACAACAGGAAGUGCCGCCGGACAGCGAUCUCUAUGAGAAGGCGCGGCUGCUGCUGUCUGCUCGCUCUCAGCAUGGCGUUUCUCCUCUUCCUCAUCUUCAUCUGCGGCUCCUUCAGCUCUCACACCAGUGUGGCGUCCAGAUCUCGGCCCGAGUUCAGGGUUUCUGGUCGGGUUCUGUAUAAACUGGACCUCUCCUGGCCCCAGAAGCCCGAGGUGUACGGACAGGUGUUUGGUGUCGCGGUCGAUCACCUGAGAGGUCUGGUGUAUGCGGCUCAGAGAGGUGAUAACGUCCCUAAAGUGCUGGUGUUCAGCACGGAUGGAGACUUCCUGCAGGCCUGGAACACCAGCAGCCUGGAAAUGCCUCAUGGGAUAUUCCUGGCCAACGCAUCUUCUGACCCCACGCUGUGGAUCACUGAUGUGGGGAACGGCUCUUUCGGACACACAGUGAAGCAGUACUCUCCUUCAGGGAAGCUUCUUCAGGUUCUGGGGUCUCCGGGGAAAGCCGGAUCGUCUCUCAGUCCGCUGCAGUUCGAUCAGCCGGCUGAAGUGUUCGUCCACAGCUCUGGAGAGAUCUACAUCGUGGACGGAGACGGCGGCAUGAACAACCGGCUCAUCAAACUCUCCAGAGAUCUGCAGGUGCUGUGGAUGCACGGAGAGAAAGGACAGGGCCUCGCUCAGUUCUACAUCCCUCACAGCGUAGCAGUCGACCGCUACCAGAGGGUAUGGGUUGCAGACAGAGGGAACAGACGUAUCCAGGUGUUUAACUCUGUGACGGGUGAUUGGCUGGGAUCCUGGGGCAGCUGUUUUAAAGAGGAUGCUCCGUGCUCCCUCAGACUCACACCGGAUCAGAAGUACCUGGUGGUGGCUCAGUUAAACACCAAUCAGGUGUCUCUGCUGGAGGCUCCGCCCGUGGGUAUCAUCGGUCAGUGUCAGGUGACCAGCAGCAUCCAGCUGGCCGAGGACGUCAAGCCUCACCUGGUGGACCUGGACCUGAAGAGCGCGGCGCUGUACGUGGCAGAGAUCGGAGCCAAUCAGGCGCAGAAGUUCAUUCCUGUGACCCCUGCAGGAGUUUAGAGGCUCAGAUCACAGAGAACGCUUUAAGAGCUCAAACCUGUUUGACUUGAGGAUGAAAAUUUAAGCAGCACUGAUAAUAAAUAUUGAUGCACCUGAGAGCUGAAUAAAUCAUCUCUCCAUCGAUGCAUAUUACUAAUGAAAAAUUAAGAUUUGAUAUAUUUACAGUACAAAAUAUCUUCAUGGAACAUGAUCUUUGUAUCUUGAUAUUUUGACUCAUUCAGUGUUGUCUAUUUCUUUAAAGACACAGCUCUUAUGACUGCUUCUGUGCUCCAGAGACACUGAUACUCAGUUUACAAUCACACAUGUUUUCAGAUGAUUAUGAAUAAAGGGAUCAGAUGAUUGUUUUACAUUCA
Messenger RNA from Puntigrus tetrazona (Sumatra barb), 1469 nucleotides. RefSeq names its product NHL repeat-containing protein 3-like. Gene Ontology annotation, molecular function: protein binding; ubiquitin protein ligase activity; translation repressor activity. Gene Ontology annotation, biological process: proteasome-mediated ubiquitin-dependent protein catabolic process; negative regulation of translation; protein polyubiquitination. Lineage: Eukaryota; Metazoa; Chordata; Actinopteri; Cypriniformes; Cyprinidae. The record is from RefSeq and is a predicted model, not a curated record.